UUUGUGCAAUGUUACGCAGAGCUUGUUCGCGUUCUCAAAACUGCAUCACGUAAACCGUUUGCGUGUUUAUCAAUGUGAUGACUUGCACAGUGGUUAGAAGUGGUUUGCUAAUAUCGAUUGAUGGAUCGGGAAGCCACGGAUGAAAAAAGCAGCACCGAAAGCAGAUGAUUUCCAAAUCUUUGGACGGAAGAUGUUGAAAUGCAUCUUUGGAUUGAUAAGCAAAGAACGUAUUUGAGGAGUUCCCGCUUGAGGGCAUUGUGGAAACCUCGUUGGAGUCCAUCACCAGAUUCUCUAUUGUGGUCUGUCGCAACCACGAAUCAGUUCUACUUGAAAGGUAAAAGAAACAGCACUUGUGACGAUACGAACAGUUACCAUCCCCUGAACAACGGCAGCAGUGUCAAAGUUACGCGGAAGAGGCAGAUAACAAAGCCGAAACCAAUAACGCCAUGGUCACCCCUGUGCAUCGGUACCAGCAUGUGGACACUUUUUGGGAGCAAGGCAGACAUUGUAGCGAACAAGUCUCCAACAAUUGGAAUCGUGGACGCAUUGCAGGCAAUCGUGGAGGACAUCAGAGUGGUACUGGACGUGGCACCAGCACCUUCGGUUACCCUGAAUUUGGGCAACAUGCCGCUGUGGUGCAUGCUCUACGCAAUGGGGGUGCCCACGCUGAGAUUGACACUGACAGCUUACUUCUUGAAGCUGGGCUUAUCAGUGACCAGCGGGAGUAUUUGCAGCAUCAACAGCACUAUGGCAAGACUUGUGACUGAGGCACAUUUGGCUGGUGGAUCUGGUAGUCGACCACUGAAUUGCAUCAUUUGGACGUGUUUCAUGGCCCUAGCAUUGUUCGUUGUUCCUGCUCAGAUGUUCUAUGGAAACCACACCGAGUUCUUCUUCUUCUUCGUUGUACCCUUGGGUUUGCUGGUGUUCGCUUUCUGCGUGGCCAUCAAGCAGUACUUUUUUCCCAAGAUGUCGUCUCCGUGUCCCACUCGUCCAGUAACGACGCAGACAGUAACAACAACUUCGUCAGCCAUGCGGAGUAACCGCAGCACGCCGCCUUCAGUGUCAGCAAUGUCGACGCCGGCAACUGUGGAUUCUGUGGACAGUAAUGUUCAACAGCAGAGUGAAAAUGUUCGUCAUGGAGUGGCGCGCAGUAGCAGUCAGCAUCGCCGUCAUCGACGCCGUUCUGGUGCUCAGACCGUGAAUUCAGCUGCAAGUACCGCUCCUCUGGAUACCGAGACACCAGUUGCAAGUCUAGUUGCGGGGCAUCAGAGGAGCCAUGAUGUUGCUUCAUCGGAUGACCUGAACGUUGCCGAGUUGCUGUUCGACGCAAACUCUCUUGCGUCACCCACGUUCAUGGACCAAGGCAGAGCACCGCCUCCGUACCAUUUGGCCGUACUGAUGCCAAACCCCAUUCCUUGUUUGAGUAACGAAAAUCCCCGUGAAUCUGACGCUUUUCCCGGUGUUCACGUGUCAGCUGCUGAUGCUGGCACUGUAUCUGGCAUUGGCAGUGUAAGUCCUCCGCCGCCAUAUGACGCCACUAACUUCCCGAGACGCCCUGGAAAUCAUCUGUGAUUCAAUACAAUCUGCUUCUUCGUCCUGUCAUGAUGGGAGUCAAAGGUGAAUGCAUUGAUGCAGCUGAAGGACUUCCGCAUUUCUGCUUCUGGAUACACGAAAUUCCCGUGGAACUUUUCCUUUUUGGUUAUCUGAAAGAAUUCGCAGAGCUGGAAAAGGUUCUGCGAAUUGGGGGUUUUUUUUCACUUGGACGAACUUGAAUCUCAUUCAUUUUAUUGAUGUCGCUUGAUUUUAUUCCGAUGUCGAAGGUUGUAGUUCAGUUAUGUUGACGCGGAUACGUAUUCUGUGGGUCUUGGGGGGCUUAUGUUUGGGUUAGAUUCCGUACUCAUUCCAAUAUCGGACGCCGUUGAUUUUUGAAUUGGCCUUUUCUCGCCGCCAAACUAGAAUUAAUAUUCAUUGUGAAUCCAAGACGCACUUGGUUUAUCCCUAAGCAGCCGCGUCUUGUUUCAACUCAUGAAUUAGUCACUACUUGAUCUCAACUUUUUUGAACCAACAUGUGUAUUCUAACUCUUCUGUAGUUUUGAAGUGACCAUGUUGGUCAGAUAUCUUUGAUAUGCAUCAUUUUUUCUGGAAAAUAUUUCCUUCGUGACUAGGAUUUGUAUGCUGUACGUUCUCAAGAACGUGAAUUGCCAUGAAGUUGGAGCUCAAACUUCAUGGCUAGACGCCCUAACAUGCAAGACUUCCCUUGAUUUUUGUAAACGAAUUUGUGUCCAAAAAAAUAACGGCGUCAUGUAUUCUUCUGAAUACGAAGAAGGAUGAGUUUGUUAAUGCAGGUGAGGGAAUCACGAACCCGACAUUCCAAAUAGCAAGACCGAGCGUAUAGGUGAUAAGAACCAUCACCUUGUUGAAGAUCGAAGCUCAGAUACAAGGACUACUCUGUGGCAGAAAAACACGAAGAAAAUGUAUGUCGAGGACUUUCAUAAAUGCGUUUGCCUCAAAAUUGGAAAUUACAUGUGUUCAACGAAACCUGAAGACAGAUGAGUGUUUGUCGUUUUGAACUAUUUUGUCACAAAUUUUCCGCGCUUUUUGUGCCAAUAAGACGUCGCCAGAUUCCGUCAUCUACCCCUUGUCAAUGUUUCGUAUGUAAUUUGUUAUUGUUGGAGUUAGCGUUGGGCGAUGUUUCGGUGUUCAGCUUUGUGAUAGACAAGUAUUCGAAGGAUGUUGCUUUCAGUGUGGAUCAGGGAUCUCGUCACCCUAGUGUUGCUGUAUGAUAGUGCAGUACCUGUUUCUCCCUCAAGAUCAUGAACGGAUGUGAUCAGUUGAAGUCACAAUUCGGUCUUUUUUUUUUGAUUGCUUGUAAAUAGAUGUCAUUGAUAAACUAGGGUGCUAGAAUAUGCUUUCCAUUCCUCGGCCGAAAUCUCUUUGACGUGAUCGGUGUUGUGUUUCUGUCAUUCGACAAUUUGUACAAGCGGAGUUAUUUGGGAACCGAAGAUGUUCGUUUGAUGUGCUUCGUUUUGAUUCAUCGGUUACGAGAAAUUAAACACCCAGGAAUUCGUGAUUGAAUGAA
This is a messenger RNA of Notodromas monacha, 3079 nucleotides long. The record is from the annotation of a GenBank genome assembly. NCBI's taxonomy places the organism in Eukaryota, Metazoa, Arthropoda, Ostracoda, Podocopida, Cyprididae.